AUGGCAGAUGUUAAACUACUAGGAUUUUGGUCUAGCCCUUUUGUUCAUAGAGUGAUAUGGGUUCUAAAGUUCAAGAGCAUUAGCUAUGAGUACAUAGAAGUAGACAAGAAGAACAAAAGUCAACUACUUCUACAAUCCAAUCCAGUUUACAAGAAAGUCCCUGUUCUUAUUCAUGGAGGCAAAGCCAUUGCAGAGUCUGGUGUGAUUCUUGAGUACAUUGAAGAAACUUGGCCGGAAAACCCAUUGCUUCCAAAAGAUAACCAUGAGAGAGCCUUAGCUCGAUUUUGGAUUAAGUUUGGAGAGGAUUCGAUCGUUUCUAUUACUGAACUGUUUCUCCGACCCUCUAAAGAUGAACAAGAAAGAGCAAGAGCAAUGAAAAAAGCACAAGAAACUCUCACAAUCAUGGAAGAGGAAGGUUUAGGGAACAAGAAGUUCUUUGGAGGCAACAAUAUUGGAUUGGUGGACAUAGUAUAUGGAUGCCUGGGUCAUUGGUUAGAAGGGUUGGAGGAAAUUGUGGGGAUGAAACUGAUUGAGGCAAGCAAAUUUCCUCGGUUGCAUGCGUGGAUUCAAAAUUUCAAACAAGUUCCUGUGAUUAAAGAAAACCUUCCUGAUUAUGGGAAAUUGUUGCUCCAUCUUGAAAGGCGCAGGCAGGAAUAUAUUAUAUAGUAUCAGAAUAAAUAAGUCACAGAAAUCGAUAUGGAUCUAUGAGAUCAAGUAUAGAAUUCUGUUUACUCACUUGAAAUUGAGUAUCCGCCCCCCCUUCCUGUUAGGAUUGGAAAUCCUGUAUUUUACAUAUUCAUACGAUUGAGUCCUUGGUUUUUGAAAUAGUGUAAAGUGCAAGUCACCGAGUGAUCAAGGAGAAUGAAGUUAGAAAGUCAAGUUUUUAGGUUAAAACAAAGAGAAGAUAUUGUAACA
Gastrolobium bilobum is the source of this 915-nucleotide messenger RNA. RefSeq names its product probable glutathione S-transferase. The record is from RefSeq and is a predicted model, not a curated record. Lineage: Eukaryota; Viridiplantae; Streptophyta; Magnoliopsida; Fabales; Fabaceae. Gene Ontology annotation, cellular component: cytoplasm. The transcript is spliced from 2 exons. Gene Ontology annotation, biological process: glutathione metabolic process. The coding region runs from base 1 to 666 and encodes 221 amino acids. Gene Ontology annotation, molecular function: glutathione transferase activity.